Ruditapes philippinarum (Manila clam) is the source of this 1399-nucleotide messenger RNA. RefSeq names its product nonsense-mediated mRNA decay factor SMG9-like. NCBI's taxonomy places the organism in Eukaryota, Metazoa, Mollusca, Bivalvia, Venerida, Veneridae. Gene Ontology annotation, biological process: nuclear-transcribed mRNA catabolic process, nonsense-mediated decay. The record is from RefSeq and is a predicted model, not a curated record. The transcript has 11 exons. Bases 63 to 1385 code for a protein of 440 amino acids.
GAAUUACGGCGUGUUUUUAGCAUUCCGAUUCUGAAACCUUUUCAGUGUAAUUUUAUACAAUUAUGGCAGAUUCAAGCGACCGAGGUAGAGGUGGUCCAAGACGACGUCGUCCACGAGGUGGCGGCCCUCCUAUGCGAAAGGAAAGGGAUUAUGAGGUGGAUAGUCAGCCAACUUCUAGACCAAUUAUUCUGGCAAAACAUCCAGAAAAUGAAUCUUCUCAGUCGGCUACAUCGGGUCAUGGUUCAAAUUCCACUUCUCCAACACCUUCAUCUCGUCAGGCAGAGAAGCCUGUAACAGUUCUGAAGCCGCGAGGAGAAGAUCCUCGUAGAACUUUGACAUCAUCUCUAUCCUUACCUAGUAUACCAGUGAGUACAAUACAGGGAGAAACUCCUCCGCAACCUACAUUCCUCCAGAGAACUAUUGAAGGUACAAACAGACUGUCAGGUCCUAUGGAAAUGAGUCACUUUACCAAGUUGAUUGAUGAACAUCAUCAGUGGUGUGAAACAAGCAGUGAUUCACUCUUGGAGCAGACAGACUUUCUCAUUGUUGGUGUGGUAGGAUUACAAGGUACUGGCAAGUCCACGAUAAUGUCUCUACUGGCUGGUAAUACAGAAAUAGAUGCUCAUAGGAAUUAUGUGUUCCCGCCUCAGUCUAGAUCGGUCAGAGAAGAAUGUGGUCAUAUGACCAAUGGCAUAGACAUCUAUGUUACUUCACAAAGAGUAAUCUUCCUUGACUGCCAGCCUCUGUUGAGUGCCUCUGUGUUAGAUCAGCUGAUACAUAAUGAGAAGAAAAUACCACCUGAAUACACAACUGCAGAAAACUUUGCUGAAAUACAGAGUUUACAACAGGUGACAUUUUUACUGACAGUAUGUAAUGUUGUGUUGGUGGUACAAGAUUGGUUCACAGAUCUGUCAGUACUACAUUUCCUUCAGACAGCAGAGAUGUUGAAACCAUCAACACCAUCUUCAUCUGGACAUGACAGUAACACAGCUCCUGAUGAUCAUCCAGAUUACUACCCUCAUAUAGUUUUUGUACAGAAUAAGGCUGGGAGAGAAGAAUUCAGUGUUGAAAACUUCACUGCAAUGCAGAAGACAUUAUCAACAAUUUUUCAGAAUUCAAAAUUGAAGAUGAAAGGUGAUGUCACCAUGACAACUGGUAGACAGACAUUUGGUUUAAACCCUGCAUUUAUCAAGUCAGAUCUAAACUUAUUUGUUCUUCCAUGUAUGGAUGGGAGGAAAGACGCUGAAGAUACAGUAUUGACAAUGCUGCCUGAGUAUCGGGGUUACCCUAGCUUCCAGACUCUGAUUAAUUCACUACGGUCACAAAUACUAGCCAUGCCUAGAGAGGCUAUUACUCAUACAACUCUAACAGAGAAAAACUGGUAAGUUCAUACAUACAU